AUGGGCGGAAAGAAAAAGAAAUCAGCGGCGGCAGCUGCUCCAGUGGCUUCCCCUGCAGCAGCAACAACAUCCAGGACAGCUCCAGCGACAGAAGAACAGAAAGGCAAGACAUCCAGCAGAGCCAGCAAACAAGCCCAGGACAACAAGUCAAAAGGUUUACAGUGUUAUCUGAAUGCAAACUAUAAAGGGUCAAACAAACAACUGUCCAUACUGCUCCAGGUUAUGAUCUUAUCUUCAGAGGCCAACUCUCCAAAAAACUAUAGUCUUGCCAAUGUAGCCCAAGUGGACACGGAUACCUCUGACAAGUCUAUUCUUAAAGUUACCAUCCAAGGAGACCUUGAGAAGAAAAUCAUUAGACUGAUAAAUGACUUUCGGCAGGAGUGUGCAGACAAAGGACCCAUAUCAGGCAGGCUUACAAGCAAGAAAUUAUUGGAUCUUUACAUAGCCCUGGAAAAAUUCAAUUUUAAGAGGGAACAUAUUGAGGAGUCAAUGAAGAGCAGUGUACUCUAUGGAGGGGAUCUCCACUCUGCACUUGAUUGGCUUUGCCUCAACCUGAAAGAUGAUGAGUUGCCAGGAGGCUUUUGCCAGCAAAUGCAGGAAGAGAGUCAAAAGAACAGGCCUAAAUUUCAGCUUCCAGUUCAACAGAAACCUUCAACAAUUAGUGUUAAAGCACCUCAGAACACAGCUAAAGAAGCCAACGCUGAUGACGAAGCAGCCACUGUGAAAAACUGGAUUCUGAGGUAUGCAGAACAAAGCUCUGAUGAUGAUGAUGAUAAUGAGGAGGAGGAAGAGGGUGACAAAAGCUUAUGUAAUCCUGAGCUGGAUGAAAAAUUUGAUCCUAAUGAUCGGUAUUUGAUCCUAACGGCUCAGCUAUAUGACACCAAAGAAAUGGCUGUAGCUGCUAAGACUAAAGGAGACAAGUUGGGACAAAGGACUGCACAAGAUAGAAUUCGUGUCAUACAACAAGAAAUGAAGCAGCUUGAAGGCCACCCCAUAUUUAACCCUGCUAUCAAAGUCAGAGAUACACCCCAAAAAGAAAGCAAAGCUCAUUCGUCCAGUGAAGACAAAGAAGAUUUAGGAUUUAAAUUGUUUGAAAAGGCAGAAAAAGAGCCCCCUACAGAAAAAGUCAAAAAGAAUGAGCCAAAAGAUAUACGCAAUUUUGACUACACGGCUCGAAGCUGGACAGGAAAAUCUCCUAAGCAAUUUCUUAUUGAUUGGGUCAGAAAGAAUCUCCCCAAGAGCCCACCACCUGCUUUUCACAAGGUUGCUGCUGGACGAUACUGGAAAUGCCGGGUACGAAUUCAAAGGCCGGAUGACGUACUUGAAGUUUGUCCAACUAUUUUGACUGAAGACAGUAUGCAGGCACAGCAUCUAGCAGCAACACUUGCACUGUACAACUUAGUGAAAGGGCAGUCAGUGCAUCAGCUACUACCUCCAACCUACAGAGAUGUCUGGCUAGAGUGGAGAGACAGUGAACGACAGCAGCAGGAGGAGAGUCAAAUCGCCGCCAACAAACCCAGAGACCAGUUUAUAUCACGACUCCUCGCCAAACUCAAACAGCAGCAAAACCAAGGAGCUGCAUCACAGGUUCCACUGGCAACGGACAGGGAGGAAGACCAAGAGCCUGAGGAGUCAUGGGAAAACUUGGCCGCCUUGGAUUUAGAAGAUACAGGAGGUUGUCAUAAGGGCAAAGGUGGCAAGAAUGAAGGAGGAAGGAAAACCACUGCAUCAUUUGAAGCAUCAAAAGAGCUAUUUUUAAAGAUGAAGAAGUCACCACUGGCACAAAAAUUACAGGCAGAUCGGGAGCAGCUGCCUGUCUUUCAACACCGGCAUCAUAUCCUGGAGGCAUUGCAGCGCUAUCCCAUAGUGGUGGUUGCUGGAGAAACAGGCAGUGGAAAGAGUACACAGAUCCCACAGUUUCUAUUGGAGCAUAUGUUGACUGGGAGUAAAGAGCCACAGCCAUGCAGCAUAGUGGUAACGCAGCCUCGAAGGAUAUCUGCUAUGAGUCUGGCCUGCAGAGUCAGUGAGGAGCUGGGCUGUGAGGAUGGGCCAGGAUCUAAGUCGUCACUUUGUGGAUAUCAGAUCCGAAUGGAGAACAUGUCUGGAGAGUGGACCCGCCUUCUUUACUGCACUACUGGAGUUUUACUGAGAAAACUUCAGCAGGACAGACUGCUUAGCUCAUUGACACACAUUAUAGUGGAUGAGGUUCAUGAGCGCAGUGUUCAAUCAGACUUCCUCUUGACAAUUCUAAAGGAUGUCGUUAUGAGGAGAUCUGAUUUGCAGCUUAUUCUUAUGAGUGCCACGGUUGACUGUCACAAAUUCUCAAGCUAUUUUAACCGUUGCCCCGUCAUCACAAUCCCUGGCAGGACUUUUCCAGUUGAGGUUUUUCACCUAGAAGACAUUGUGGAGGAGACGGGAUACAUUCUUGAAAAGGACUCCGAAUACAGUCAAAAAAUUCUGGAAGAGGAGGAGGAAGUCAGUAUUUCAGUCACUCAAAAAGGGGGAAAGACAUUACAGCACCAGGAAGUGAUUAUGAAGGACUCCCCUGGCUGGGACCUCGGUCCAGACUUGGAUCAUUUCAGCAGCAGAACCAAACAUGUUCUUCAACACAUGAAUCCCAAUAAAAUCAACAUGGACUUGCUGAUUGACCUUAUGGACUAUUUAGGUAAAUCCCCCCAGUUUGCUGAAAUAGAUGGGGCUGUUCUAGUGUUUCUCCCAGGCAUAGCCCACAUACAGCAGCUUUAUGACCUUCUUUUAUCAGACAAGAGAUUUGGAGACAAAAACCGGUACAAGAUUGUGGCCAUUCAUUCCACCCUCUCAUCCAAGGACCAAGCUGCUGCUUUUACAGUGCCUCCUGCUGGUGUUAGAAAGAUUGUGCUGUCAACAAACAUUGCAGAGACAGGUGUAACUAUUCCAGAUGUGGUCUUUGUCAUUGACACUGGAAAAACCAAGGAGAACAAAUAUCACGAGAGCAGUCAAAUGAGUUCUCUAGUUGAAACAUUUGUAUCCAAAGCCAGCGCCCUCCAGAGGCAGGGCAGAGCAGGUCGUGUUCGGAAUGGUUUUUGCUUCAGAGUCUAUCCAAAAUACAGGUUCCAAAGCUUCAUGGAUUAUUCAAUACCAGAAAUACUUCGGGUCCCGCUGGAGGAGCUCUGUCUGCAUAUUAUGAAAUGUCAGUACGGUUCUCCAGAGGACUUCUUGGGGCGAGCUCUGGACCCUCCUCAGCCUCAGUCAGUUAAUAAUGCUGUUAAUUUGCUGAGGAAGAUAGGGGCGUGUCUCCCCAACAGUCAUGUGCUCACUCCCCUGGGACACCACCUUGCUAGUCUGCCUGUGAAUGUCAAGAUUGGGAAAAUGCUUAUCUAUGGAGCAAUUCUUGGCUGCCUAGAGCCAAUUGCCACCAUUGCUGCAGCCAUUACAGAAAAGUCUCCAUUCUCUACACCGAUAAACAGGAAAGAAGAAGCUAACCUGGCAAAGGCUGCACUUUCAUUGGCCAACUCCGACCACUUAACUCUAUACAAUGCUUACCUUGGGUGGAAAAACUCACAAAAGGAGGGGUACAAAGCAGAAAUGUCCUACUGUAGAAAGCACUUCCUCAAUCGCACAGCCCUGAUUACACUAGAGAAUGUGAAGCUUGAGCUAAUGAAGAUGAUGGAGCAAGCUGGUUUUUGGUCAUCUCGUUACUCUUCUCGCUUCAAACUUCAUGCAGGCACUUUGUCUAAAGCCCAGAUUUCUAUCCUCAAUGCGGCUCUUACAGCUGGUCUGUACGACAGUGUGGCCAAGGUUUUGUGCAUGCCAUCGGUGGAUGUGCUGGAGCGUGUAGCUUGCACUGUGGAAACUCCACAAGGAAAGGCCCAAGUCCAUCCAUCAUCUGUCAACCGAAAUCUACAGACACAUGGAUGGCUGCUUUACCAGGAAAAGGUCAAAUACACAAAGAUCUAUCUGAGGGACACAAGUCUGAUAUCUCCCUUCCCAAUGCUGCUGUUUGGAGGUGAUAUAGAUAUUCAGCACAGAGAAAGACUGAUUACACUGGAUGGAUGGAUGCAUUUCCAGGCUCCUGUGCGGAUUGGCGUAAUUUUUAAGCAAUUGAGACGACUACUUGAUGCUGUGCUUGAGAAAAAGAUGGAGAAUCCAAAAUUGAAUUUGGAAGAUGAGACGGCCAUCCAGGUGCUUUUGGAGUUGAUCAAAUCAGAGCAUGCACAGUGAUUUCUGGAAAAUUAUUUGUUCAUACCAGCAAUAAUCUUGAUAUUCAUAACACUUAACAUUUUAAAGGAAUGUAGAAAGACAGCAUAAUGAUGAGUGAACUAUUUAAAAUAAAUUAGUUUUAUCAGGUUUA
This is a messenger RNA of Boleophthalmus pectinirostris (great blue-spotted mudskipper), 4330 nucleotides long. It is a transcript of the gene dhx29, whose product is annotated as DEAH (Asp-Glu-Ala-His) box polypeptide 29. Lineage: Eukaryota; Metazoa; Chordata; Actinopteri; Gobiiformes; Gobiidae. The transcript is spliced from 28 exons. Gene Ontology annotation, molecular function: RNA binding; RNA helicase activity; ATP binding. Bases 1 to 4200 code for a protein of 1399 amino acids. The record is from RefSeq and is a predicted model, not a curated record. Gene Ontology annotation, cellular component: intracellular anatomical structure. Gene Ontology annotation, biological process: translational initiation.